Annulohypoxylon truncatum is the source of this 2455-nucleotide messenger RNA. Its product is annotated as Oxysterol-binding protein. Gene Ontology annotation, molecular function: sterol binding. The record is from RefSeq and is a predicted model, not a curated record. The transcript is spliced from 8 exons. Gene Ontology annotation, cellular component: cytosol; membrane; cortical endoplasmic reticulum. Bases 221 to 1801 code for a protein of 526 amino acids. Lineage: Eukaryota; Fungi; Ascomycota; Sordariomycetes; Xylariales; Hypoxylaceae.
CAUCGAUCAAUGGUAGCAGGAGCAAAGGCGUCAGGCUUACAAGCUAUCAGCUACCGGUUGCUUCCAGUUGCGACCCUCUUGCAUCUUUUCGCCUUUAUCAAUAAAUUCUUUGUUUAACAAUUAACAAUCUGAAAUCUGCAACUCGGGUAACCUCUCUUUUUUUUAAGCUUAUAUCUUAAUUAAGCCUUUUUAAUCCCAGCCGAUCCGACAGAAGGAGACGAUGCACGGAGUCAAGAUCACUUCAGGCCUAGGCCGCCGUCGCCGAACAAUGUCGAAUGCUAGCAGUAGAUCCUCCGGGGACGGUGCCGAGGACGAUGAUACCUCCAUAAUCGAGCCCGAACAGGGCAACGUCCUCACACAUAUUAUUUCUCAACUGCGACCCGGCGCCGAUCUAAGUCGAGUUGUCCUACCUACCUUCAUCCUUGAGCCCCGAAGUAUGCUAGAGCGGAUCACCAACUUCAUGUGCCAUCCGGAAAUGCUCCUCCCAAUUCCCGAUAUCGACGACCCGGUCCAACGUUUUGUGUCCGUCGUAAAAUUCUACCUCAGCGGCUGGCAUAUUAGACCACCGGGUGUCAAGAAACCUCUAAACCCGAUUCUCGGCGAGGUAUUCUCCUGCUAUUGGGACCUACCUGACGGUACCCGUGCCUACUAUAUCUCCGAACAAACAUCCCACCAUCCGCCUAAGUCAAGCUACUUCUACAUGGCGCCAGAUCAUCAUAUUCGUAUUGACGGUACCCUGAAACCUAGGAGCAAAUUCUUGGGCAACUCGGCUGCGAGUUUGAUGGAAGGCAUCGCCGUGCUCACACUGACGAAUAGGGGCAAGGAUCGUAAACAGGGGGAAAGAUACUGGUUGACGCAACCCAACAUGUACGCGAGAGGAAUCCUGUUCGGUAACAUGAAGUAUGAAUUAGGUGAUCACAGCGUCGUGCGAUGUCCCGAGUUGGGUCUCACGGCCGACGUUGACUUCAAGACGAAGGGAUGGGUUAGCGGGACAUAUAAUGCCAUCGGAGGCACGAUAAAAGAUGACCGAACCGGACAGGUACUAUUUGAACUCUCCGGCCUAUGGAGCGAAGAAAUGUUCAUCAAAGAUCUUAGGAACGGGCACAAAGACAUGUUCUUCGACGCCCGAAAAGUGAAAGCCUCAAAACCUCGCGUCCGGCCUCUAGAAGAGCAGGGUGAGCGUGAAUCGCAAAGGCUGUGGCAGAAGACGGCGCAAGCGGUGAAAGACAGAAACCACGAACUAGCAACCGACGAGAAGACGAAAGUCGAGGAUCAGCAGCGAGAUGAGGCAGCGAGUAGAGGCGCGGCAGGUGUCGAUUGGCAACCUCGACUAUUCAGGCGAGUAGACAAAGAUUACGGUGGCACGGGAGAAGACAUGGAACAUCUGGAGUGGAUUAUCAAUGCGCACAUCGAUGGCACGACGCCGGAAAAACAGGCCGAGCAAAUCAUGGCCAUCUACCCCAUAAUACCGGGCCAAAAGCACAGCGAAUGGGACAUUCCCUCUCCGAUCUCUCGCUCGCACUCGCAGCCGGAUGCAGCUAUUAAAGCACCCCCGCAAAACGCGUCAGCGGAUUUGAUCGACUUCGGCCAGAGCGAUGCCCCGGCGCCGGCGGUGAGAAAAGACAGCAAAGAUAUUUCGGCCAUGUUGCAGUCGACGGGCCGCGAGCCGGACGGGCCGUUGAUCGACUUCGCGGGAGAUCUCAAGAAGAACCUCCCGGCUUCUCCCAAGACCCCAGGACCGAACAGGGGCAGGGGAGAUACGGUGGAGAGCAACGAUGCUUUCUUCGACGCUCAGACAUAAGAAGGGCCAUGUGGUAAGAAUAGGAGGGAUAAUCUACUAACGCGAUUCCCUACCUCACUAUCUGGCGUUUAAUGAGUGAGCAAUCUCCCGAUAGCUCGCCCAACCCAGAUUUAGUUAUUCUUCACAGUGAACAAGGGGGCUAAUCACGGCGCUUUUUCCGCCUACGAGACCUGCAAUUCUGGCUACUACUUGCUUACUACACCGCAACUUGGGGCAUAACAACGUUUGAUAGCAUAGGGACAUCCAUAUUCCUCGUCUUCUCAUCUUCCUUUCUAGCAAUGGUAAUAGGGAAAGGGGCGCAAACCAAAGGUUUAGGGGGUUGGGAUUAGGAAAGCAGAAAGAAAGAGUGAGAGUGCGUUGUGUUAGACGGGAAUAGAUGUGCAUUGAAGGCCUUCUGGGGCAGUCAGUAACCAGCCGCGUCGUGUUGCUUUGCAUUGGGGUAAAAUACACUUGUCGUUAUAAUCGUAAUCACUGUUCGUAGAAGAGACUGAGAAUGUGCUAGAGAUGAGAUGCUGGUUGUUAGUUGUGCUGGGUAAACAAGUAGUAGGUAGUAAAGAGUAUUCAGGAUCAUUCCGGUAGGUAUAUUCACUUGAUUUGGGCUGGCCCUUUGCUUGAGCCUGAUAGCAAUAGCGGAAGCAAUGCGAAAGCAUUUCU